Psilocybe cubensis is the source of this 1389-nucleotide messenger RNA. RefSeq lists its product as uncharacterized. The record is from RefSeq and is a predicted model, not a curated record. Bases 1 to 1389 code for a protein of 462 amino acids. Lineage: Eukaryota; Fungi; Basidiomycota; Agaricomycetes; Agaricales; Agrocybaceae. The transcript has 8 exons. Gene Ontology annotation, cellular component: fungal-type vacuole membrane. Gene Ontology annotation, biological process: transmembrane transport. Gene Ontology annotation, molecular function: transmembrane transporter activity.
AUGGAGUAUGCAUUAGAAGAACUUCAUCGACAAUCAUCGAAUCCCUCUGGUGUUCAAGUUCACAGGAGAGAACGAAAUGUACAAUCACCAGCUGCAGAUGGUAAUAAAGCAGACCUACAUGAACAACGCGAUCAACUUGACUUCCAAUCGCUUGUAAUGCCCCAUUCUGCUCCGCCAGUUGACGAGGGAUGGGGUGCAUGGUUGUUCUGCUUCUCCGCUUUUGCUUUUGAAGUUUGUAUCUGGGGUUGGAACAACACGUACGGGAUCUUUCAAGAAUACUACUCAUCGAACCCGCCUUUCAACAAGUCGUCUGCAGCUGCAAUAUCAACCAUUGGGACCGCGUCCCUCGGUAUUCAAUUUAUAGAGCUGGUGUUUAUAAUUAUAUUGUAUCAGCGAUACCCCGAGUUUGCAAGGCCUGGGAUGUACUUAUCGCUCUUCAUUUGCAUCGCAGCGCUCUUGUUAUCUAGCUUUGCGACCAAGACAUGGCAUAUGAUCGUACUGCAGGGGGUUGUUUUCGGUAUCAGCGCCGGAUUUCUUUACUCUCCCGUCAUGGUGUGGCUGCCCGAAUGGUUCAUCAACAGACGUGGCCUUGCCACAGGAAUCAUAUUCUGUGGCUCGGGAGUAGGAGGCUUUAUUUUCCCGCUUAUGAUGGGAUACCUGCUAGAACAUGUAGGAUUUAGAUGGACUCUGAGGAUAUGGGCGCUUACCUUUGGAGUAUGCUUGGUCAUUGCGCUGAUAGGACUCAAGCCGAGAGUACCAAUACGCAGGCCGAGCGAAGAACAUCCUCGCCAACCUUGGCUUCCAAGUGACUUAUCGCUUCUGAAGAACCCAGUACUCUUCGUGGUUAUUGGAAUAACAAUUGUCCAGGCACUAGGUUUCUUUCCUGUCAGUUUAUUCAUACCAACAUACACCUCGUCUCUGUCGUCAGCAGUGCUUCCGUCUCGAUUGGUUCUGGCUCUAUUCAACGCAGCAUCUGUACUUUUCCUCAUCCUCUUCGGGAGGUUCUCUGACUCAUAUCCAUAUGCAUACGUCAUAAUGGCCAGUGGUAUUGGUUGUGCCUUAGCGGCCUUUGUGUUCUGGGGGUUCGCAUCGUCGCUCGCAUGGAUAUUUGCAUUUGCAACGGUGUUCGGUGGGUUUGGAGGCGCAUUUCCAGGUAUAUGGCCAGCGGCGGCGUCAGAGAUAGGUGGAAACCAUAACCAUAUCACGAACAUUGCAUUUGGAUGCUUCACCGGUGUAGAGGGAGUGAUGUCCAUUGUGGGCCCCAUCAUCGCUGCCUCGCUUCGCAACAGUAGCGACAAGUCGAAAGCGACCUAUGGCGGAUUUGGGUUUAGGAAGGUCGAAUUGUUUGUCGGUACGCCGAUCCUAUCCGCUUUAUCACUGUCAGCGUGA